AUGAAACAACAACCGAUGAUAAAACUGUCCCAAACAGCAAUAUUUAGGUAUAACAAUGAAGGAUUACCAGAAAUAUUACUAGCUCAACGAAUAAAUCCAAACAAAAUAUAUUACUCCUGGUAUGGAAUACCUGGAGGCAAACAAGAAUAUACUCAUGAAACAUUCGAACGAAUAGCAGAAAGAGAAACCCUAGAAGAAACUGGAAUACUUAUAUACCAAGAAAAACUCAUAGAAAUAGGACAUAGUUAUUAUCCACCAAAAGAUACUAACGGAUAUAACACCACAAAAGAAGAAGAAGUCGACUCAAAAAAUAAAGAACAAUUUGAAAAAUUAGACCUACCUAACUUUACCUUAGAUGAAGCAACAGAUUUCAUAAAUAAAUCAUUUGAAAAUAUUCAACCAAUUGAAGUAUACCAA
Racocetra persica is the source of this 417-nucleotide messenger RNA. Lineage: Eukaryota; Fungi; Glomeromycota; Glomeromycetes; Diversisporales; Gigasporaceae. The record is from the annotation of a GenBank genome assembly.